Molecule: messenger RNA, 6937 nt
Organism: Erpetoichthys calabaricus (reedfish)
Lineage: Eukaryota; Metazoa; Chordata; Cladistia; Polypteriformes; Polypteridae
Product: rab GDP dissociation inhibitor alpha
Exons: 11
Coding region: 362-1705 (447 amino acids)
Biological process (GO): vesicle-mediated transport; protein transport; small GTPase-mediated signal transduction
Cellular component (GO): cytoplasm
Molecular function (GO): Rab GDP-dissociation inhibitor activity
Source: RefSeq, a predicted model, not a curated record
AACAAAUGCAUAAAUGUAAAUCGUGCUAUAAAACGUGAAAUAAUUACGAUUUAAUUUUUAAGUCUUGAAAUGAAUUCCCCCUACAUGAACUCUCGAUUACUCCAGGGUUUCAAGCUAGACGUAUAAUUUAUUAUUACUAACAAGGGAGGGGAAGGAUCUAUGUUUUGUCGCGAAGGCAUAUCGUAGGCAGUGGUGGUACCUUGGACAGAGCCAUCUUUGGUCUAUCUCGCCGGACACGUUUUGGGUUGUGCUAUCUUUACGGCUGAAAGAAAAAAAAUUAAAUAAUAUUAACGCUUUUUAUUAGCGUUAUUUCAAAAAUUCUCUUUUCAGCCGGCAGAUAAAAACAGAAGUAGCAAAAGCAAUGGAUGAAGAAUACGAUGUUAUCGUUCUUGGUACAGGUUUGACGGAAUGUAUUCUGUCUGGAAUCAUGUCUGUAAAUGGAAAGAAGGUUCUACAUAUGGAUAGGAAUCCUUAUUAUGGAGGAGAAAGCUCUUCAAUUACUCCUCUGGAGGAGCUGUACAAGCGAUUUGUAAUUGAUGAUGCACCACCAGAAUCAAUGGGUCGAGGCAGAGACUGGAAUGUCGAUCUAAUUCCUAAAUUUCUCAUGGCCAAUGGUCAGCUAGUGAAGAUGUUGCUAUACACAGAGGUGACGAGAUACCUGGACUUUAAAGUAGUAGAAGGAAGCUUUGUUUACAAAGGUGGAAAAAUCUACAAAGUCCCAUCCACAGAAACUGAAGCACUUGCGUCAAAUCUAAUGGGAAUGUUCGAAAAACGCAGAUUUCGGAAGUUCCUAGUUUUUGUUGCCAACUUUGAUGAAAAUGACCCCAAGACAUUUGAGGGAGUAGACCCCAAGUUAACUACCAUGAGGGAUGUUUACAAGAAAUUUGACCUGGGUCAGGAUGUAAUUGAUUUCACUGGGCAUGCACUGGCUCUCUACAGGACAGAUGACUAUUUGGAUCAGCAUUGCUUAGAGACAAUAAAUCGCAUCAAAUUAUACAGUGAGUCUUUGGCAAGAUAUGGCAAGAGUCCAUACCUGUACCCACUGUAUGGUCUAGGCGAGUUACCUCAGGGUUUUGCCAGGUUAAGUGCAAUUUAUGGAGGAACAUACAUGUUAAACAAGCCUGUGGAGGAAAUUGUGAUGGAGAAGGGCCAUGUCAUUGGUGUGAAGUCAGAGGGAGAGGUGGCCCGUUGCAAACAGCUAAUCUGUGAUCCUAGCUAUGUCCAGGAUCGUGUGCGGAAAGUGGGUCAGGUGAUCCGAGUAAUCUGUAUUCUGAGUCAUCCCAUCAAAAAUACCAAUGACGCAAACUCCUGUCAAAUUAUCAUCCCUCAAAACCAGGUUAAUCGGAGGUCAGAUAUCUACGUGUGUAUGAUCUCCUACGCCCACAAUGUAGCAGCACAGGGAAAGUACAUCGCCAUUGCCAGUACUACUUUGGAGACCGAUGAACCUGACAAGGAAAUUGAACCUGCUUUAGAGCUGCUGGAACCCAUUGAUCAAAAGUUUGUGGCAAUUAGUGAUCUUUAUGAACCUACAGACGAUGGCAGUGAGAGUCAGAUUUUUUCAUCUCGUUCCUAUGAUGCAACUACUCACUUUGAAACCACCUGCAAUGAUAUCAAGGACAUCUAUAAAAGGAUGACUGGCAGUGACUUCGACUUUGAGAACAUGAAGCGCAAACAGAAUGAUGUCUUUGGGGAGGAUGAGCAGUGAGAAUUGGUGAAGGGGGGCGUAAGCCAUUAUGCGAGGCUCGCUGUGACAUCACCGCUGCGGAUUUUCAUAUACAUAUACACAGACAUCUCACUAGCAUUUCUCAGUCCCUUUCUUCCAAAUCCUAUUUUCUCUCAUGCUUGGGCUGCCACUUUAUCAGAAGAUACAGUAUAGUCAGGUGGCUCACCUAUCUUUUUGAGAUGAUGCUCUUUUACAUUACAACAGUAAUUUAGCAACUCAAGUGAACAGUUGCCACCUGCCAUACUGUCUGUGUUGGGAGUCUAUAAGUAUAGUGGAUGCUCUGCCGUGCCUAUAAUGUCUGGUUGCAGUCCACUGCCAGCUGCUGGUUGUCGAUUUUGAAUGCCAUACAUCUUUCAUUGGUCUAUACUUUAGGACUUCUUAAAUAGCAGCCAUCUGUUUAACAGAGCACAAUCCUUAAAGAUGUCAGGUAUCUAACAUAUACACAUGAAUAACAGGCCAACUUUACCUUUAUUUGAAGAAAUAGGAAACAAAACAGUUUAUGUAAUAUACUGUGCUUUUUUAGCCUUUGUCACCUGCAGGCAAUGUGGAGCAUAAAACUGACCUCAAAGUCUAGUGGUUGAAUGGUGAAUCUUUCUUGGUUUAUACUAAUGGGUUGAAUGGAAGUGAUUUCCUAAUACAGUGCUGUUCAGGCAAAUACAUUACAGCAGUUUGAUUUGAAAAGCAGGGGUCUUAGCAUGUUCAGGAAAGUCAUAGUUCACAAGAUGCUUGUCUUGCUUUUUUCAAAGCCAAACAUAAAGCAUAUUUAAACAUUAUCAUAAGCACACCGAUGAAUGGCACCUUGAGGCUGAACUAGACUAGUGCUAGGGAAAUCUUGAUUGGGUGGCAGCUUGUACUGUACCCUGUGUUUCAUAGCAUUCAGUGAGGCUUGUAGAAAAUGGGGAAGGUGGAAAACCUUACUGCAGUAAGCUGCUUACCAUAGGACCUACCUGCAUCCAUGCUCACUGUUAGAAAGUACAGCUAAUUUAAACAUUUUUCAUAGCAUAUAUUCCAUUUUUAGUUAUUCAAAAUGAAAACAAACUAGUAUGUUUUUUUUGUUAUUCAGAGUAUGAUUUGUUUGCUAUAAUUAGACCACUAUUAGACAUCAGCAGAAUAGCCACAACAAAAGAGCUGUUUGACCAGGAAACUAUGCAAACAAAGUGGACUAGAUGUUAAAGAGGACAGACUGGAAGUCAGGCAUGGAAGUAGUGAUUAAGUUGGAGUUGAUGAACUGUUUGAUAUGAGCAGAAAGGUUAAGCUUUGAAAGAUCUGGGUGACUGUAAAGCAGGUUGGAUUCUCAUUAUAACUAAUGAUGAAGACGAAAGGGUAAGUAGACCUUGGGUCACAAAAAUGAAUUAAGCUGUUGCAUUGAGAUACAUCAGAGAGAUGCUACACACACUGGAUACUUUUGGCAGGAGCUAAGACAGAAACAGUCUGGUCUUAUCAGCAGAACUGAUGGACUGUCAGAAAGUGCCCUAAUGUUAAACUUGAGAGAUGGGAACAGCAGAAGGCUACUACCGAAUAGCUGGAACUGAUCAGUUGGAAGGGGCAGUUCAUUCAUAUGAGCAGUGCUGCUUGUUUUCCUGGUAGCUGGAGAUAAACAGAUGGACCAAAUAGAUAAUUUAUAUAUAUAUAUAUAUAUAUAUUAGAUAUAUUGCUGUUUUCUCCUCAAAACAUUUUUUGUAGUAAGCGCUGCCAGUCUAGCUCUACUAUUUCCUUAGCAACUUGUGAAUUUGAUUAUAUUAGUUUAAGAAUAUUAUGAUUUGUUUAAUUAAAUCUUCAGACUUGGUCCUGCCCCCACAACAUUUUAUGACUGCAAUGUUUUAUUUCAACCAAUGUUCUGUUUUCAACUGGGCUCCUACCUUAUUUAGACAUGUGCUUUUUUAUUACUUUGUAUUUAUUCAUUCAUCUGGAAAUUCCCAACAGGUUUAUUUACCUAAAAAAAUAAAUAUUUUUGUUUUAUACACAGAUAUACAUAUGUUUUACUUAUUUUAUUUUCAUAAUAUUUUGUUCUUUUUCAUUUGGAAUGUAAUUUUUAUUUAAAUUGUUCUUUGCAAAUGAGCACACAUGUGAAUAUCAUACUAAAGGUGUCACUCCUCUUUAGUAUUCAUUGCACUUUGUACCUUUUGUGUGCUUUAUUCUUUGUCAUUUGUAACUAAUUAGACAGGUUUAGAAGUAAGUAAAUUAAAAUGAAUCAAGUAGAAAGGUUAAAAAGAAUACAAUUAAAAGCUAUACAAAAAUACAAAUCUUUUGAGGUUUAUACUAAACUAAAGCACACAUAGUUCUUAUUAUGAAACAAGUCCAGAAAAAACAGCUGAUUCUGAAAUUGGUUUAAACAAAAAUCUGCAGCCACAGUGAGCUCCAGGACCAAGUUUGAGAACUCUUGCUCUAAAUGACUGCUGUAAUGUAAGAGUUUGUAUUUAUUGUUGCCAUUAUCAUUCAGCCCAGGAAUGUAGUCAUGCAGGGGUGUGUUAAUAAUGCAUUAAUGAUGUGCUUGGUGACUAGAUGUCAUUACUCACUAGCUGGUUUGUGAGGCCAAAGUUGGUUUGCUGUACUUGGCACAAUAACAGUACAUUGGGCCCAGAUGCUCCAGUGCAACACAGAGUAGGAAUGAGAAGAGCACCAUUCAUUUCAGCAGUUCUGUCCUCUACUGUAAUCUUAUUAAAAUAAAAUGAAGAUAUGAAAUUAUAUAAUUUUUUUUUAGAAAAAUACUAUAUUAAAACUACAUAUCAAAUUGUACUGAAAAAACAAGAAUGUAGUACACUGUAAAGUAUACAGCCCAACAUAACACUAAUGGUAUAUUUUCUGUACAAUUAAUAUUCUUGCUGUCUUAAAAAAAAGUUUGCUAGGUUCUUAGGUAAACAUAAUUACAAAAGGAAGUUCAUUUGUGGUGAUAGGAGACAUUCCUGCUUCAACAGUGCACCUCUCCUAGAUACAGUAGGGUUUGCAUCCUGUAAAUCAACAACCUUCACUUUAGAGAUUGAAUUUCAGGGGUCUUAUUUUGUCAGUUUGGCUAAAUCAUGUAUCUGUACACUUAAAAAAUGUAAUAUUAAAAUUUAAAUAAUUAUGUACAUGCUCUAAAAGCUGUGUGAAGCCAACGUUAUCAUUAGCUGUUGACAUGUGAGGAUCCUUACUUAACAACUGGCAAGUGAUAUAAUUUUUGUUACAGCAUUGUUUAAAAAAGUGUUAAUUGAUUCCAAAAGUAAUCAUGCACGUCUUCUCCAAUCUGUUACCAGUUUUAUCCAGGAGAUGACAAAAUGUAUACAUUUUCUAAUUUAACAUUUAGUUGAAACAUCUGACCUGAUUCAAGAAUAUAUAAGUUGCAAUAUAUUGUAUUUUAGUUUCUCGAAGAAUUCCUUUUUCUUGUGAAAGCCUACCACCAAGAUUUCAAUAAUUGCAGUAAGUAGGACUAAUUUUGGCAACUUUUGCAGUACAGAUGGUUCCAGUGCAAUAAUAAAGUCUCUGGUGGUACUGGUAUUUGUUUAUAUAGGUUGUAAUAAGUGGCAUUGUAUGAACAGAAUUGGAACGAGAUCAUGCUAUAUUCUAUGCAGGAGUAACACUGCUUUUGUAUUCCACAGCCAGUGUGACAACCUCCUCUUUUUUUGUUUUGUGGUUAGGAGUGUUCUUUGAGGACAGUUCCAAAUAAAACACACUCCCCUUUUGCUGUGUGAAAACUAGAUAAAAGUGUUUACAAGUAUAACACACAUCCCUACCCCUUAACCAAUGUUUGGGAAGGGUUUAGCCAUGCACAUAAGUGCGACAACCAGACCCCCCUUGAGUUGUGGCAAAGGCAGUCUGCUGUACACAUAACUUAUAAUUACUUUGAGCUCACCAGUAAAUAUAACAAGUCCUCCUUCCUAGAUCAUUAAUACCAGGGCUACCUGAUAUUGGUUAAACACAGCACCUGAUGGUGACGGACUAAAGGCACAUUGAGAAUACACCCAGUAACAUUCCGAUCCCACCCCCCCCCCCAACACCCACCCACCCAAAACAACCGACCACAGUCAUGGCUUACAGUUUUAACAUUACAUACAUUCCAGUACAUCUAUAUUUUUGCUAAUUCUAGCCUGGUUCUUCAUGUCACUUGAAAGCAACCCUGACCUUUGACUUGCUGCACCUUUUGGGAUGCUUUCUUCUGUCUGUGUGAGCACACAUGUCUUGUCUGUUCAUGUUGCUGAUUUUAUUAUGUUUUCUAUUAAAAUAAGUAAAAAAGAAAAAAAAAGACAAAUGCAUGGCUGCACCUUUCUGGAGAAAACCAAAAUGGUUUUUAGUUAACUUUGUUUUGUCUACUAAAUAAAAACCAAUAAAGCUGCUAAUCGGAAAGGAAGAAACUUCACACGUCAUUUAUUACACCUCUACUCUGCAUGGCCCAUCUUGACUCCCCUUUUCAAAUGAAGUACUAUAGGCUGCAUAUAUGUGAGAUCACAGAGAUCAUAUAUGUGACUUUCUUUGUACUGCCCCUUUAUUUUGAAAUACUUUGGAAUUAUUUAUUCUGAUCUAAGCUGAGGUAGUGCUAAGGACAGGGCUAUAGAAAAAGUUCAAGAUUACAGUGGGCAAAGCCUCAUACGGCAUUCUGUACCAUUAAUGUAUUACAGUUUGGGAUAUCAGUUAUCUGCAUUUUUAACAUUGCAGAAAUCUAAAUAUUAUACUCUGUUUUCCAGACAUUAAAUGCUAAAAUUCAUAUCAAAACUGCAGAAAAUAAAAUCUUAGUUUGCAGUUAAUUUUGUGUGUUUGGACCCAAAGAGUCAGGGCUAUGUAAAUCGCCAAAGUGUAAUGUAGUCAAUGGUUGUUCUAAUUUCUAAAAUGAAAAAUAAAAUAAUACGGUACACACAAUUACAUCUUGAAAAGCCAGAAAUGCCCCAUCAAGUAGUUUAAAAGAUACUAACAUAUAACAUAUUUUACUAUUUUCUGUACUUAUUACUUCUGCAGUGCUGCAGAAGGCCAUUAUUGCUGUGAUGAUUCUCUUGUUUAGUGGGGUUUCUGCUGCUCAGAAAUUUGUGCAGCCAUGCUUUGCCUUUCAUUGCAGUUUUAUUUUUUUUUCUUUGUUUCUUCUUAUUUUUAAAGAUGAAACUCUUACAUACUGUCUUAACUUAUUUGGACUUACAAGUAGCUUGCUUGUGGCCAUCUUUUGAACACUAGUAUGUGAAAAGUACCUAAUGUCUUGUGGAAAAUGAAAUGAUAAUAAUAAAAGAUACACACAAGUUGUGGAAAUGGUAA